This is a messenger RNA of Naumovozyma castellii, 1125 nucleotides long. RefSeq lists its product as uncharacterized. NCBI's taxonomy places the organism in Eukaryota, Fungi, Ascomycota, Saccharomycetes, Saccharomycetales, Saccharomycetaceae. The transcript has a single exon. The coding region runs from base 1 to 1125 and encodes 374 amino acids. The record is from RefSeq and is a predicted model, not a curated record.
AUGUCCCUACCAAAUACAAUGCAAGCAGUCGUCAUCGAAGGUGACAAACCAGUUCUAAGAUCUGGUGUUCCCCUACCAGAAUUGGAAGAAGGUUUCGUCCUAGUGAAAACAAAGGCGGUCGCUGGUAACCCUACCGAUUGGAAACACGUAGCAUACGGUAUUGGUCCACAAGGUUCUAUCAUUGGUUGUGAUAUUGCCGGUGAAAUUGUCAAAUUGGGUCCUAACGUGGAUGCUAACGAAUUCCACAUUGGUGAUAAGUUGUUUGGUUUUGUCCAUGGUGGGUCUGUCAGAUACCCAACUAAUGGUGCAUUUGCUGAAUAUGCAGCUAUGGAUUCUAAGACUUCCUAUAGAGCUCCAAAAGAUAUGAAGAAUGCCACUGGAGACAGAGUGGAAGAAGGCAAAUGUACUACUUACGAAGAUGUAGCAAGUUUACCUGUUUCUUUAACUACCGCUGCCGUUGCAUUAACUUACAAUUUUGGUUUGAAGAUGGAAUGGAAUCCAAAGACCCCUCAAAAGGAUCAUCCAAUCUUGCUAUGGGGUGGUGCCACCGGUGUAGGUCAAAUGUUUAUUCAAUUGGCCAAAAAAUUGAACGGUUUCUCCAAGAUCAUUGUGGUUGCUUCAAGAAAACAUGAAAAGAAAUUGAAGGAAUACGGUGCUGAUGAAUUGUUCGAUUACCAUGAUGCUGAUGUCAUUCAACAAAUCAAAUCCAAAUAUAAUAAUAUUCAAACAUUAGUGGAUUGUGUUUCAAACGAAACUACAAUUCAACAAACUUAUAAAUGUGCUGCUGAAAAAUUGCCUUCAACUGUCUUACAAUUGACUAUUUUAAGUGAAAAGGACAUUAAAGAGGAAGACAGAAGAUCUAACGUCAAGAUCACCGGUACCUUGUUGUAUUUAUCAGGUGGUCAUGACGUUCCUUUCGGUUCAAUGACUUUACCAGCUUCUCAAGAGUAUAGAGAAGCCACUAUUAAAGCUGUUAAAUUUGUUACUCCAAAGAUCUUGAAUGGUGAAAUUCAUCAUAUUCCAAUUAAGAUUUACAAGAAUGGGUUAAGGGAUGUUCCUCAAUUGACUGAUGAUAUUAAGAACAAUAGAAAUUCUGGGGAAAAAUUAGUUGCCACCCUUAAUUAA